UGUGGAACCUUGUUGGCUGCUAGUAAUAUGAGACUAACAAACAGAAUGCUGACUGUGUACCCAAGACUUGGUGGGCCACUUUAUAAAGUGGAUCAGGUACCAGAGGAAUUCCAUGAGUCUUUCAUCGUCAAGGGUUACCGCAAUCCCAAAAGCUCUGCCAUCCAAUGUAUCCUUAGUGUAUUUGAUGCAAACAAUGAGACGCUGAACUUUUGGACGCACUUUUUGCCCUGCUGGUACUUCCUCUGGGUGCUGAAGGGUCUCUCUGAGGAAAUAGACUUCUGGAAUGACCCUUAUAGUUGGCCACUAUUGACGUAUAUGCUUGCAUCAUGUGCAUUUCCUAUGGCAAGUGCGAUAGCCCACGUUUUCAACACCAUGUCUGACAAAGCCCGCCAUGUGUGUUUCUUCGUGGAUUACGCUGCAUUGAGCGUCUUCACCUUUGGCGUUGCCGUUUCUUACCGUGCCUAUGUCUUUCCUGAUGCUCUUCGGCAGACGGUGUCAGUGAAUGUGUUUGUCAUCGGUGCUGUGGUGAAUGCCAUGUUGUGUACAGUGGUCUCCUGUCACAGCCGUUUUAUGACCCCAAGUCUCUACCCAAAACUUCUGCGCAUCAGUGCAUUUGCAGCGCCGUACUUCUACAACUGCAGCCCUGUCAUCUACCGACUGCUGUAUGGGACUGCGGAGGAAUUGGCGAUGGAAUCCCAGUACUAUCACUUCCGGCAGUUCAUAUUCAUCGCGACAUCCGCCUUUUUAUACGUAAGCCACAUUCCUGAGCGCUUUUAUCCGGGUUGGUUUGAUAUUGUAGGACACAGUCAUCAGCUAUUUCAUGUGUUCACCAUACUGGCCCUCUUAGAUCAGAUGCGAGCCACAUUGAUGGACCAAGAACAUCGACGUCCUUACAUAGACUCCAUCAGGGAUUAUCCGUCUGCCGCCAUGUGCCUUGGACUGACCAGCCUUGUUGUGCUGCACAAUGCCCUUAUUGUCCUCUACUUUUCCUUCAAGCUGGACAACAGCCAGUCCAAGACGUCCACCAGCCAAACCAUGCUCAGUGAGCCAGCCAAGCUUGUCCAGACUAAAGAAGAGAAAUCUCUCUAGCCAACAGUAGUAACAUAUGUAUAACUAUACAGAUAUAUAUAUAUAUAUAUAUAUAUAUAAGGAAAUCAGUUUUUGUAAUAUUUUUGUACUGAAUGCUUUAUUGGUGAAUGUUUCUAGAGUAAUCUGUAUUUACAAGAUUCAUAGAGUUUCUAAUUAUAGGUAAAUUCUUACGUGUAGCUUUUGUUUCCUUAUUCUCAAGUUUACAAGAACAAAUGUUUUAUAGAAUACAUUAUAAGCUUUCCACUAUCUUUACUGAGCUAAAGGGACCAAACAUACCUAGGAUACUGCUGCUGUUGAGACGUCUUUCUGUUGUGUUUUUCAUGAGGAUGUGUAAUUUAGCAUUUAGCGUGUGCUGUGUUUGUGUGAAAUAUGCACAUCAUAUAUGCAUGGACUUUAGGUUCCCCAGGUAAACAAAACAGGUAUUCAUUUUGUUAAUGCUAGUUGUAGACAUACAUGUAGGUAAAGACUAGUAGUUUUCAUGUGUAAGCUACAUAUUCACGUGCAUGUGCAAGGCGAGAACAAAUAAGUGCUAAUUAGGUUUUUGGUAGGAUCUCACUGUUUAUGCCUGUAGAUACAACUAUUAUUCACAUUUAACAUAGUUUUAUGCUCUAGAGCACAGUUUGUAAUAUUUUGCUGAUUGUGUGUAGAUUUUUUGUUUGUUUUGAUUUUUAACUUGCUCUGUUUCUACAAGUCUUUAUAAGAAACACACUUGAACAUAGGCCUACCUCAGUAAUAAGCAAAUUAUUUUAUUUCAUGCUCUCUUUGCUCAUUCAACAUCAGGAACAAAUGCAAACUUGUAGUGUAAGCCUUACCUGUGAUCUUACAAGAAAUUUCAUAUUUAUCUUAAUCCAUGAAGACAUUUUUUUGACAUUCAGUUAAUGUUGAUGUUAAAAUGAAGUGCUGCUAAGCAGUUAUACAACUUGAGAUGUGAAUUGUUCAUAGAAGCUUGAGUGAAUGUUAUUUGUAUGCAGGAAAUCUACUCCAAUGAAGACAUUUCUGCAGGUUUUGUUUUUACUUUGUUCAAGGGUUGUUUUAAACUGAACAGAUCAAGUUUCAGGUGCCAGACAGGUCUUUGUACACAUUCCAUGUUAACUUUUCCUAUAAGGUGUUACCUCCCCUGAUUUUGUACGACCAGAUCUUGUGACCAGUGUGAUGUAAGGUGACUUGUUCACAAAGUUUGACAGUUUUUACAUCUUGACAACUUUGACAAUGACUUUCAAAAAAGUACAUACGAUGUGGAAGCAGUUAUUUGUUUUAUCACUGCAGUAGGAACAUUUUGUGAGCGCACAAGGGGAGAUAUUUACACUUAUAGGAAUAGCUAAUAAUCAAAGUAAUCAGUCUGUGGACUGAGUGUGACUAACGAGAUAUAUUAUUCUCCAUGUUAAUGAAUAUGAUAUAUUUACUUGUUAUUUAAUGUUCAUUUAUGACAAAGCAGGGUUUGUGAUUCUGAUUUUCCACCGGUUACAAAUUUAUGUUUGUAGAUAAUGUUAGUCCUGAGAUAGAUGUGUUAUUUAGUACACGUGUAUAUACUGUAGGACCUUACUGUGUUAUGAGUGUUAUUGUCUGAACUCAGCUUGUGCAAACUUAGGUUAUUUUUCGUACCUGAUAUUUCAUUAUUUUGCAUUUGAAAAAAAAAUAUAUCAAAACCUGGUGAAAAUAAAUAUACAUGCAGUUAUGGGAUGAGAAUUGAGCUGGGUGGGGCAAAGGAGGAAAUAGUUGAUGCCUGUUCAGCCUAAAGUUUUAUAAUAUGAACAUGUAUGGUAACCUUACAUGAUUGCACCAUUCAUCACAUGUCAGCUCACUCUGAUGACAGGUCAGGUAAAUAUGAAAGAUAGGUGCCAACUUACCAGAAUUUCAUUACCCGUUCUAAAUUCGUGUUUAACCACCAUGCAAGACCUAUGAACCGUAUUUAAGCUUUAUAUAGCUGUGGAUGUCAUCAAAGAAAAUGACCAGAAAUCUGCCAGGAAAUAUGAACAUCAUAUUGAAACAAGACAGCAUUCAACUCGAUCUAAACAUGUAACAUAUACAUGUAACUAAAUUUAUUAGACAUGCAUGUUAUAAUCAUUGGGAGCAUAUAUACACAGCCUAAGUGACAAUAAAUUUUGUCCAUAACUAGGCUGCCCAUUUUUCCUGAUUCGGAGAGUUAUUUUGAUGGUAGAAAGGUGUUUUGAGGUUUGCUUGGAACAUGGGAUGAUUCUGGUGAAAAAUUGUAAGUUUCAUCGCCAAAAAUGAUAUUUUGUGACACUUACUUACCUCUAAAAAUGCACUUUUGUGUAGAAAUUAGGUAAAUGCUGCUAUUAUUCCAAUAGGUCUCUUCAGAUCCCCACCCUACAAAAAUUAUUUCAAAUAUCCUUUCCCCUAUGCUUUGCUCAGCCUUUAAAAACAUGUAAAAAGCAGUGCACUUCAUAAUGCAGUUGGAUAUGGAGCUUUGCUUGAUAUCUGUAUCAAAUGCUUUUCAAUCUUCAGGAUGCAUAAAGAAUAUAUCACAACUAUAUAUAUAUAUAUCUUUUCAGGAUAAUGCGAGUUAUUUUCAGUUUUUGAAUUCAUGAACUAUUUUCUUACAUUUUAUACAGGAUCUUAUCAAAACCUUGAUCAAAAACAAAGUUAUCAAAACCUAUGGCUUGAUCAAAAACAAGAAAGCUUUUAUUUAGUUCUGGCAUAUCCAGGUCUUUGAUGUGUUUAUUAUUAUUAAUUUCUAUGACCCUAUAACAAAUUUAAUGGUAAUAUUUGAUAUUUUGUAGUGUUACGACUUCCGUUAAUUUAUUCAUGCAUUUACUUUUUACAUAAGUUUCUAAGCUGUUUGUUUAAGAACUGUUGUAUGUGCAAACAUCAAAAGCAAAACUGAAUUCUCACAUAUAUAAGUCUUUAAUGUAGCAAUGAAAGUGCUUCACAACAGACCAGUUGUUCAGAGGUGUUUUAAAGUUAAACUUUGAUUAAAUUCUGAUGCCCUUCUCGUCGUGAUACAAAAGUAAAAGGACUUCAGUCAAGAUUAAAGUUAAUACUGAGUUUAUUGCAUUUUGGAACAAAUGAGUUAAGUGCUGUUUGGGAAUCUACCUUUGUACGUUCAUUUUGUUAGAAGAAUCGAAUUGUAGAAACUUGUGUACCUCAUAAAAUGAAAUGGCCACCAUUGAAAUGCGGUUCUUGCCCACGAUAUGUAGGAGCUUGUCUGUGAUGUUUUCAGCCAGUGUCCAGAUGAUGUUUUUGAGUGUGAAAACAUGUGAUAAGUGUGGUUCAUGUGACUCAAAUGUAUAAUGAUUUCUGCUGCAUUCAAUAAAAAAAUCUGUUUUUAUUCACAUUCUGCUGUGUUCUCAUUACUAAAUCCACAACAUCAACUCCAGGCUCCAGUAUC
Liolophura sinensis is the source of this 4438-nucleotide messenger RNA. Its product is annotated as membrane progestin receptor gamma-like. Gene Ontology annotation, cellular component: membrane. Bases 28 to 1089 code for a protein of 353 amino acids. Gene Ontology annotation, molecular function: signaling receptor activity. The transcript has 2 exons. Lineage: Eukaryota; Metazoa; Mollusca; Polyplacophora; Chitonida; Chitonidae. The record is from RefSeq and is a predicted model, not a curated record.